GUUCACUAGGCGCAUAUCUUGGGGUCUUAAAAAUAAUUCCUCGUGUGUAAAGUUAAUGAAUUCAGCCAGACGUGCUUACUGGUUAGCGUGACAUGGUUGGAGCAAGUCUUUUGCAGUGUGGUCUAAGCCUUAGCGUUACUUUAAUUUCUUCACAUUUUGUACUAAAUUAUCAGGAAACAAUCCAUCAAGAUUGUAUUGAGUCACACAUAUUAUUGUUGCAGACACGUCGAUACUGGUGUGUUGAACGAGAAAACGCAAUCUCCGAUCCAUCUUGCUACGGAGCUGAAUAAGGUGUCAGUGCUACAGGUCUUCGCGAAGUACAAGAACCAGUUCAACGUCGACCAGGGUGGGGAGCACGGCAGAACUGCUCUGCACUUCGCAGCCAUCCACGACCACGACCUGUGCGCCAGGGUUCUGAUAACAGACCUCGGUGCCCAAUGCAAGAUACCAUGCAACAACGGCUACUACCCAAUACACGAAGCGGCUAAGAACGCUUCUUCGCGCACCAUGGAGGUUUUUCUUCAGUGGGGCGAGUCUAAAGGCUGUACCAGGGAGCAAAUGAUAUCUUUGUACGACAACGAGGGAAAUGUGCCACUACACUCUGCUGUGCACGGUGGGGACAUAAAAGCGGUCGAGCUGUGCCUCAGAUCGGGUGCUAAGAUAUCUACGCAGCAACAUGAUCUGUCGACGCCCGUACACUUGGCUUGCGCUCAGGGUGCGUUGGAGAUAGUGAAGUUGAUGUUUACGAUGCAACCAAAGGAAAAAAUGGCUUGCCUUACUUCCUGCGACGUGCAGAAAAUGACCCCAAUCCAUUGCGCCGCAAUGUUCGAUCACCCGGACAUAGUGAACUAUUUAAUAUCGGAAGGGUCCGAUAUCAACCCUUUGGACAAGGAAAGAAGGUCGCCUUUACUUCUAGCCGCGUCGAGAGCUGGGUGGAGGACUGUACACACAUUGAUCAGACUUGGAGCUGAUAUACAAUUGAAAGACAUAAAUUCUAGAAAUGUACUACACUUAGUAGUCAUGAACGGAGGAAGACUUGAAGAUUUCGCUGCCAGUUGCAAAGAUCGUUGUGAGAAGAGUCUUGCAGAACUCCUCAACGAAAAAGAUAACACUGGCUGUUCCCCACUCCACUACGCCAGCAGAGAAGGCCACAUCAGGUCUUUGGAGAACUUGAUCAAGCUUGGUGCUUGCAUCAACCUGAAAAAUAACAACAACGAGAGCCCACUGCACUUCGCAGCCAGAUACGGUCGCUAUCACACCGCCUGUCAGCUUCUCGACUCCGACAAAGGCACGUUCAUCAUCAACGAGAGUGACGGCGAAGGUCUGACCCCUCUCCACAUAUCUUCCCGCGAAGGUCACACCAGAGUCGUCCAGUUACUCCUGAAUAGAGGAGCGUUACUCCAUAGGGAUCAUAAUGGGAGGAACCCUUUACAUCUCGCUGCGAUGAGUGGAUACACUCAGACUAUCGAGUUGCUGCAUUCAGUCCACUCCCAUUUAUUGGACCAGGUGGAUAAGGAUGGGAAUACACCUCUGCAUUUGGCAACAAUGGAAAACAAGCCAAAUUCAAUAGCGUUGUUGCUGUCGAUGGGAAGCCGCUUGAGCUACAACAAUUUAGACAUGAGUGCCAUCGACUACGCGAUCUAUUACAAGUUUCCCGAAGCGGCGUUGGCUAUGGUCACACAUGAGACAAGAGCCAAAGAAGUAAUGGCGUUAAGAUCAGAUCGUCACCCAUGUGUGACGUUGGCACUUAUAGCGUAUAUGCCGAGGGUAUUUGAAGCUGUCCAGGAUAAAUGUAUCACCAAAGCCAACUGCAAAAAGGAUUCUAAAAGUUUUUACAUCAAGUACAACUUCGACGCAUUAUGUCCUCUACUGAAAGACGACGAUGGCACAAAGAAAACGGAGAGCAUGCCAAAAACGCAGAAAAUUCCGUUGCCAGCGCUCAAUGCAAUGGUAGCACAUGGCAGAGUUGAACUCUUAGCACAUCCCCUGAGUCAAAAAUAUCUUCAAAUGAAAUGGAACUCCUAUGGAAAAUAUUUUCACUUGGCAAAUUUGUUAUUCUAUUGUGUUUACUUGAUCUUUGUUACCGUAUACACAUAUCUUCUCAUGACUAAUGUUAAUCCAAGCACAGCUGUGAUGAAAAGAUCCUUCAAUAAAUGCGAGGGGUCGCCGCAAAAUGUAACUCUUCAAAACAGUACUUCAAAUCUGACUAGAAGUGAACAUAAUUUAGAUAAAAUUUUAGUCAAAUCGUCCAAGAACUCAAUAGAUUUUGAAGCGAUGAUAGCAAUGUAUACAAGUACAGUCGCUAUAAUAGUAUACAACACCAUUUGUUUGGUAAGAGAAGCAUACAACGUGAAGCAACAGAAAUGGCAUUAUUUGGUGGAUCCGUCAAACCUGGUCUCUUGGUUGCUGUACAUAUGCUCCACCUUAAUGGUGUUCCCAACUUUAUUUGGCAAUUUUAACGAUAUACAGUUCUCAGCGGCGUCUAUAACCGUCUUUCUCUCCUGGUUUGAGCUACUCCUCUUACUGCAGCGGUUUGAUCAGAUCGGUAUCUACGUGGUGAUGUUCCUCGAGAUCUUGCAGACCCUCAUCAAAGUGCUGAUGCUCUUCUCUAUACUUAUCAUUGCAUUCGGAUUGGCGUUCUACAUACUCCUCUCUAAAGGUCAUCAUUUAUCUUUCAACAGCAUACCGAUGUCUUUAAUGAGAACGUUUGCUAUGAUGCUCGGGGAAAUAGAUUUCGUUGGGACCUACGUUCAACCAUAUUACAAGGCAGAGACGGAUAUAAUUCUUCCAUUCCCGAUGCCUACGUUCUUCAUUCUCGGACUAUUCAUGGUGCUCAUGCCAAUUCUCCUGAUGAAUCUUCUCAUCGGUUUGGCUGUGGGUGAUAUCGAAAGUGUUAGACGGAACGCACAGCUGAAGAGACUCGCGAUGCAGGUUGUGCUGCACACUGAAUUAGAGCGGAAAUUACCCACUAUACUACUGGAGAAGGUAGAUAAGGAUGAAUUGAUUGAGUACCCUAACAAUAAAUGCAGAAAACUUGGUUUCCUCGAUCUGAUUCUCAGAAAAUGGUUCUGCAACCCGUUUAAUGAUGAAGCUGGUUUGGACUUGGUAUUGGAGAGUAGUGAAGACUACAUAACAAACGAGUUGGACAAACAGAAACGCAAACUCCGUGAAAUGUCCCAACUGUUGGAGCAACAGCACAUGUUGAUAAGAUUGAUAGUACAGAAAAUGGAAAUCAAAACUGAAGCUGACGAUGUAGAUGAAGGAGUUUCACCCUCAGAAACCCGUGUGAUACCACGGUGGAGCUCGCCCAGGAUCAAGAAAAAGCUGCUAGCCUCAGCAUCAUUCAACAAGGGAUUAUAAAUGAAAUCAUUUAAGCCAGUUUCAACAAUUCAAAUUCUAGUUAAAAACAAGCUUAAUCUAGCUGCAUUUUCAAGCUGGUUGUUAUUUUCAUCUAAUUAACAAAGCCCAAGUGCAUUAAAGUCCUUAAAUAAAAAAAUAAACUAAUCAUGUUUAAUCUUCAUUUUAUCUCUGUUUGAUUUUAACAAUGGACAAAAGAUUGAUGUGUUAUAGUGCAAUUCAAACUUUUUGGCGACUGGGAACUUAUAUUGUAGCGAGCGUAUCUACACGCAGGUUUCACUUCAGUGACAUCCUGCGCGAGUACAUUUCGCUGACAUUGCCACGACUUGCGCUAACUUCACAGCCCUUAAGUUUGAAUUGUAGGAUUAAUCCUUAAGCUGCAUUAAGAAAUUUUAUUGCAGGUGACCCUGAAAGGUCUAUAUCUCUUACUGUAGAUCGAUUUAUUGAAACUGGCCGUUAUACUAUAAUUUUUGUUAGUCUGAAACUGUCUAUAUCUUUUCCUGUUCUGGUUUAAUAUUUGGUUAAUUUAAUAUCCAUUAGAUUGUAAGAGUACGUCUUUUGAAGUAUUAUUAUUCCAUUUUAUUAUCGGCAUUGUCAUAUAAUAUUGUGCAUAUGACGUCUAUUAUCUAUUGGCUGUAUAAUUAUAGAUUUUUUAUUUAAUAAGGCUUAUAGGUUUGAUAGGAAGUAGUUAUUUGACUGAAUAUUAUUCAAAUCCCAUAAUUAUGCAAACCUUAGUUACCAGACACGUAAUUGUCAUUGUACAUUAAAGUUUCAAUUUAUUGUUCAUGAACUCAAUUACUAUAAUUUGGUACUAAUACGAGUAGGUCAUUGGUUUGCUAAUUUAUAAUAUCAUAUAUUUUUAUACAUAUUAAUUAUUUGAAAUAUGUUUAUGAUUUAAAAUAUGAUUUAAAUGAAGUAAUUAUUUUUCAGCAAGCUUAUUUAACAUAACUAUAUUUAACAAAACGUAAAAUAUCAAAAUAAACCAAGAAAAUCACGUUAUAUUAAAAAUAAUAUUUUUGGGCACAAAAAGUAAGUUUUAGAUGUAAAAUUGUUAAGGUACCUAAUAAUCCAAAUAUAGGGUAAUUAUUUCUAUAUAUAGUAGGAACACAUUUAUUAUAUUGCUUCCUUUAUAUGUAUGUAUUAUUUGUAUAUGUUUACUGAUUUAAAUUAUAAAAAAAUACAUAAAAUUUAAAUGAAUGAUAUUCAAAAAAUAAUAUUAUGUUAUUUUAUUAACAGCUACUAUCAACAUUAUCGCUGUAUUUAAAUAAUCGUUUUACAAUUAUAUACAAACCCAACUAUCAAAAUGUAUAGGAUGCGUCGUGCUAGUAACGUACGAGUAAUCCAUCCAUUUUAAUAGCUUAAAAUUGCAAAAUUCUCUUAUAUUUACGGUUGUCUUCAGACAAAUACUGUAUGGCUGAACAAAUAUUAUAUUUAAAUUUUACUUAAAAAGUUACGUCUAAACGAAAUUUUGUAUUUUAAAUAUUUAUUUAUAUACUUAACUUAAUAAGCAAUUGUUUUUUUUA
Chilo suppressalis (striped riceborer) is the source of this 4880-nucleotide messenger RNA. NCBI's taxonomy places the organism in Eukaryota, Metazoa, Arthropoda, Insecta, Lepidoptera, Crambidae. The record is from the annotation of a GenBank genome assembly.